CACCAUCAUCAUCUUUCUCUCUCCUUCCUUUCUCUCUCUAUAUUUCUUGGUUCUUCUUCUUCUUUCUCCAAAAAAUCAUAAAAUUUUCAUGAGAAAAUUUCAUUCUCUGUCACCCCAAAGUAACCACCCCCAGUCCUGAAAUGCAACUCUUCUGACUUCCUUUUUCACAUACUCUGAAACCCCAACUUGCCCCUCUCUCUCUCAGCAUAUACAUACAGCCCUUGUAUCUAUUCCCACAACCCACCUUCUCCCUCGAUUUUUGCGUGCGGGUUCUUGUUCUUGGGUAUAAGUGUAUAGAUAUAUACACAUAUUCUGUAAUCUCUCUCUUUCUCUGUCUCUGUCUCUCUCUCUCUCUACAGUGUUCAUCUCCUUCAUGUGACUUAGCUCUGUCAUGAGAAAAAUAUCUGCAACUACCUAGCUAGAAGUAUAUACAUAUACAUCUGCAUAAAGGACACGGUUAAUAUACAUAUAACUGUUCUUUUGUUUUCUUGUUCCGCCCACAAACACGCAGUGGAGGGUGAGAUGUUGGAUCUGAAUGUUGAUGCCGUUUUCUCAGUCGACUCAACUUCCUGCGACGAUGAAGCCGACCGCCGCAACACGGGCACAGCGGAUUCCGUGGCUUCCACCACCACAUCCACCACCAACAAUGCCGCUUUAGCCGCCGCCGAUGAGGUCGACUGCAACAGCUCCACGGGCAAGAACCCGCUGUCCACUCUCAAUUUCUCAAUCCUCAACAAGAACGUGAUGAUGAUGGACGAUGACGUUAAUAAUGAUGUUGCUAAUAAUACCAGUAGCGAGUUGCAGCUUUUUCCGAUGGGUGCUUCGUCUGCGUCUCCGCCUCCGUCCGCGGUCAAAGCUAAGUACUGGUUGAAUUUAUCCGUCCCGGAGGUUUCAGGUAGCGGGCCGGCGGUAGAAUUGGGAAUUUGCAGGGCGGAGAUGUCUGCGAAUAAUCAGAUGCCGCAGCCUCAGGUUAAGAAGAGCAGGCGUGGCCCCCGCUCCCGGAGUUCGCAGUAUCGAGGGGUUACCUUUUACCGGAGAACUGGAAGAUGGGAAUCCCAUAUCUGGGAUUGUGGUAAACAAGUCUAUUUGGGAGGAUUUGACACAGCUCAUGCUGCUGCUAGGGCAUACGAUCGCGCUGCAAUCAAGUUUCGCGGAAUUGAUGCUGACAUCAAUUUCACUAUCAGUGAUUAUGAUGAGGACAUGAAACAGAUGAAGAACUUGACAAAGGAAGAAUUCGUUCACAUUCUUCGCCGCCAAAGCACUGGGUUCGCUCGAGGAAGCUCAAAGUACAGAGGAGUAACCCUGCACAAAUGCGGUCGUUGGGAAGCACGAAUGGGUCAAUUCCUUGGAAAGAAGUAUAUGUAUCUUGGGUUAUUCGACAGCGAAGUAGAAGCUGCAAGGGCUUAUGACAAAGCAGCCAUCCAGUGCAACGGGAGAGAAGCCGUCACAAACUUUGAGCCUAGUAACUAUGAUAGGGAAAUGAAUCUCAGUUCCAGAGAUGAAGGUAGCAGCAGCAAUCUUGAUCUCAACCUUGGAAUUUCAUUAUCUUCAGAUGGUCCACAACAGAAUGACACCACCACAAAUAUGCACUUUCCUCGUUCGUCUAGCGAAUUGCCUGAUGCAAAGAGAUUGAAGGAAACAGCAGCAACAAGAAUAAGUGGUGAAGCUGUUGCGUUGCCUGGAUUGUCAAACUGGCCUUGGAAAAUGCCAAGCCAUGGUGUCGUCGCCCCUGUGCCACUUUUCUCUUCUUCUGCAGCAUCAUCAGGAUUCUCUUCCGCUACCUCUCCAUACUUGAAUUCAUUCAUGUCAUUGACAUCUGCAGCACAAUUUCCUGCAACCGCUUCCCACAGCCUUCGGUAGAACUAAAACGAUACGGGGAACAGCCUCAUUUUUAGUGUGUUGAAGAUUUUGGCUAGUAAAGGUAAAGCCAUGCACAAAUUAGAGAUUUGUUUCUUGUAAAAGCCAUACAUAUAUAAUACAGAUAAUAAUAGAUUGACCAAGUCGUGUGCAUAGAUUGGUACAAUGCUCUUAGAAUUUUGGAGAGUUCUGCAAUAUUCCCACAUCUGACUUCUACAAGGAAGGAAUUGGAUUGCUCUUCAUAACCUGUUGUCUUCUUUAACUUCUCUACCUUAACUGAUACAAGAUUAUCUCU
Sesamum indicum (sesame) is the source of this 2152-nucleotide messenger RNA. Its product is annotated as floral homeotic protein APETALA 2. NCBI's taxonomy places the organism in Eukaryota, Viridiplantae, Streptophyta, Magnoliopsida, Lamiales, Pedaliaceae. The record is from RefSeq and is a predicted model, not a curated record. Gene Ontology annotation, molecular function: DNA-binding transcription factor activity; DNA binding. Gene Ontology annotation, biological process: regulation of DNA-templated transcription.